Messenger RNA from Cylindrotheca closterium, 717 nucleotides. NCBI's taxonomy places the organism in Eukaryota, Bacillariophyta, Bacillariophyceae, Bacillariales, Bacillariaceae. The record is from the annotation of a GenBank genome assembly.
AUGCCAAAAGCCCCACUCAAGUUUCCUGCCAAGCUUUAUCGAAUUCUCAAUACACCCGAAUUCAAUGAUAUCAUCUGUUGGCAGCCUCAUGGCCGCUCAUGGAGAGUCUUGCAGCAAUCACGCUUCGAAAAGGAAGUGCUUCCAGUCUUCUUCCGACAUGGGCGGUAUGCCUCCUUUAUCCGUCAAGUUAAUGGCUGGGGCUUUCGUCGUAUCCAAUCUGGACCUGACUUUAGCAGCUACUACCAUGAGUCGUUCGUGCGUGAUUCACCAGAAUCUUGCCGAAGAAUGAGAAGACCAACGAUUCAGGAGCUUGCAGAUCGAAAAAAUGCGGACUUUGACUCUACUCCUAACUUUUGCCUCCCACCUGCUGUACAGCAGCCUAGUAAAGAUGAGAAAAAUAUCGAAAAGGCUGCUGCUGCUGCACUUCCUCCUUCUUCCGAGGCACCACCUCGUAACUAUAUGAGCAAUCUUGUCAGUCGGCUAUUGUUGUGCACUUCGGAGGAAAAGGGUACUCUAUUGAGCUCUGAACUGGAGGCAUUAGAGGAACAGCGAACGUCGAUACUUCAAUCAUUGGAGCUCCUAAAUAGGAAUGAUCGCAGACCAGCACCAUUAUCAUACGACGCUUCAUCUUUUGCUCUUCAGAUGCGAGCAGAUGAAUUGAUGAAACUUUCUCUGCGCUCUCAGCUACUGACAUGUCGUGCUGCUGAUGGGCGAUAA